This is a messenger RNA of Corythoichthys intestinalis (scribbled pipefish), 1870 nucleotides long. RefSeq names its product transmembrane 6 superfamily member 2-like. The transcript has 10 exons. Gene Ontology annotation, cellular component: endoplasmic reticulum-Golgi intermediate compartment membrane; endoplasmic reticulum membrane. Gene Ontology annotation, biological process: regulation of lipid metabolic process; lipid homeostasis. The coding region runs from base 344 to 1477 and encodes 377 amino acids. Lineage: Eukaryota; Metazoa; Chordata; Actinopteri; Syngnathiformes; Syngnathidae. The record is from RefSeq and is a predicted model, not a curated record.
AACAGCAAGAAAGGAAUCCCUACAAAGCACUUAUGAAUGAAAAGUCGGUAUUUAUUUUUAAAUAUUUUUGUGUAAUUUCCCACUACUCAGUACACUUACUUAUCAGUAGUCACAUAAUUAAAUUUUGAGCACCACUGUCUGUGCCUCAGAAUUGGACUUUGAGACCUGCUGGGAAGGUGGAGUUAGUGUUGAUUCAUCACGGAUCAAAAGGCGAUUUCGCCAGUCAUCCCCUGCCCAACUGCAGGGAAUUCGGGGCUGUAGCAUGAGUCCACUUUUUACUGUGCGACGAUAGGAUUAACAUCUGGAGGAUUUUUGUGUCUCGGACGUUUCAAAAGUUUGGAUCAUGAGGCUUCCAGAAGAACUGUGCGUGUUAGGCCUCUCACUGCUGGCUCCUGCAGUUUUGUACACUAUGAACAAUGUCCCUGCACUCCAGGAGCCUCUGCUUAUCCUGGGAAUGGGAAUGGCUAUCCUGGGAUCUAUUCUUCUUCUACUACUCCUUCUAACAAUGCCACAUAAGAAGGCAGUAGACCCUUUAUUUUAUGUGUUUGCAGAGUUUUCUUUCACUUGUUUGGUGGGCUUGACCAAUGCACUGGAGCAGGAUGGCUUCAUAUCAGGCUUCAUGAGCUUCUACCUCAAGAUGGGAGAGCCUCAUCUGAGUACUGCCUAUGCUGUCAUGAUGUCAUACUGGGAAGGUGUCGUUCAUUUUAUUCUCUUCCUAAUGAUCAUUCACCGCAUGUUCAGAGGAAAGUCCUACCGCAGUCUGGCACUGUUUUGGGUGGGAUCCUCCAUCGCGCAUCAGCUUGUUCACAUCCCUGGGGUGGUUGUGGGUAAACACGGAUCAAACAUUCAUCCAGCUUUUUGGAGAAACAUCCCCUUCUUUUUAGCACCUUUCUGGGCAGCUGUCCUUCUUUUUAGCAGGUCAAGAGAGAUGCCAAUCAUCACAGCAGACAGGAUCGAAACCGAACAAAAAAAAAGUUUGCUCUCCCGUCCUCUUGACCUGCAACUUGCACUAUUGCUACUCGCAGGUGUGGCCGUCUCUGUUUUUAGAGGCUUUGUGGUGCUGGAUUGUCCUCUAGACUUUUGCUUUAAAUACAUCUAUCAGUUUGAACCGUAUCUCAAAGAUCCAGUGGGCUUCCCCAAAGUCAUGAUGCUGGUCUAUUUGUUCUACGCUGUCCCCUUACUGACAGUCUUCAUCUGUGGUCUGGUAAAACCAGGAUGCAGCUGGAUGCUGGAUUGGACUGUCUUCUUCGCUGGAGCUGCUGCUCAGGCCCAGUGGUGCCACAUCGGAGCAUCUCUACACUCCCGCACUCCCUUCACGUACCGAGUCCCUGCAGACAAAUUGUGGACCGUUAUCACCUUCAAUGUGCUCCUUGCUGUUGUGCCCGCUCUGCUGGCUUUGCACUGCCACAAUAAUCCUGCCUAUUUCAUGAAACCUGUUCCCCAAGGACAAACCGAUAGCAACAAGAAGAAAAAGUAGACCGCACAAGGGUUCUCCAACUACAUGAUUCGUCAACACUAAACUUUCUCAGCACACUACCUAAGUUCCAGCCCUCCCAUCCCCCAACAAAGAGGAAAGCUGUAAUCGUGUUUCUGUGAGUGGACCUGUGCAACACUCCCUGUAUGGACUGCUGAACUCAGAUAAGGAGGUUCUUAACGGGACUAUGAUCAGUUCAUACUCAUUUUCAGGCAGGUAACUCAGAUGUACAUUGUGUACUCUUGCAGUCUAGCCACAUCUUCAUCAGCUUUUGUGAUGGAAUUAAACAGCAACAUAAAAAAUAUCAUAUUUUUCCAAAUAGCAAUCCUCUUAGCCUCAUAAUUUUCAUUUUACAAAGAACAAUUGGCUAACUUGCUUAGUAAAAGUCCGCUAGCU